AUGCAUCCGCAGCAUCCGCAUCCGCGGAAUGAGGGGACGGUGGCGAUGAUAGAGGAGCGCCAGGGCGGUGUCCAUGAAGAAGACACCACCGCGGGUGAAGUGCUAGCACCGCUGGAGUACAGCAACGUCCAAUGCGAGCCGGAGCAGCGACUUAGGCCUGACAUGCGUCCACCCACGCGCGGACGAGGCUACGAGGAGCGCCCCGGUACUGAACUGGGCGCCGGGCUCUUCCGCGCGGGCGCGGGCGCGGGCGCUGCGCCGGCCAGGCGGAAAGUGGUUCAUGUGGAUCACCACCACGUGCAUCAUCACCAUCACUUCCACGGCGCGCAGAACGUCGACGGCCUGCCCAGCGACGCCAGCGAGCUGCGCCGGCACGAGCUGUCGGCGGAGCACCAGGCGGAGCAGCGCCUGGAGCCGCGGUCCGUGGCGCCGAACACCGCGCGGCCCAGCCGCGGGCACCGGCAAGCUGCGGCGCGGAGGGCUGCACGAUCGCGACAGGUGGACUUCGAAAGUUCCUUGACCUCGGAACUGGGUCGCUUGCAGACCAGCACCUUCAGCACCUUCGGAGGAGCUCCGGUGGAUCUCGCCUCCAAGGCCUCCUGUUUCAUGGCCACCUCCGUGUUGGAACGGGAGAGGAAGACACCUCCUGAACUUCAACUUCAAGAAUAUUUUGAGUUGAUGAGCUCGUUGCCCAUGGAGACCCGCCUCAAGCUCUCGCCCUAUUCGGUUCAGCUGAGCAAAACAAAGUAG
This is a messenger RNA of Durusdinium trenchii, 750 nucleotides long. The record is from the annotation of a GenBank genome assembly. Lineage: Eukaryota; Dinophyceae; Suessiales; Symbiodiniaceae.